Molecule: messenger RNA, 1371 nt
Organism: Aphanomyces astaci
Lineage: Eukaryota; Oomycota; Saprolegniomycetes; Saprolegniales; Verrucalvaceae
Exons: 1
Coding region: 1-1371 (456 amino acids)
Source: RefSeq, a predicted model, not a curated record
AUGGUAUUGUUUGGACAUCAUCCAUCGGCGCUGUCGCAGGUGCUGCUCGUGUCGUUCACUUGUUUCUGCUGCCCUGGCCUGUUCAACGCCCUCAGCUCUGUGGCCGCAGGCGUGUCUGACGAAACCAUCGCGUACAACGCCACGGCGGUCCUGUACGCUUGCUUUUCCGUGGCCGGGCUGUUCGCGGGGGGUAUUGUCAACGUGAUCGGGCCCAAGUGGACUCUGUUUAUCGGGACGUGGGGCUACGUUAUGUAUUCGUCUUCGUUGCUCGUCAUGGACAAGAACUUGGACGUCGACACAAAGACGUACUCGGACGGCGCGACCAACUUCUUUUAUGCGGCUAAUGCGAUUCUGGGCGUGUGCGCGGGAUUCCUCUGGACUGCCCAAGGCCAAAUGUGCAUGGCGUACCCGACCGUGGAGACCAAGGGCACAUACUUUUCCUACUUUUGGAUCAUCUUCAACCUCGGGGGAACCUUGGGGGGACUCAUUACGUUCGGAACCAACUUUGACAACAACGGUGGCGUGUCAGCUUCCACAGCCACAUACGUUGUGUUUCUCGUGCUCAUGUCACUGGGUGCGUUCUCGGCUUUGUUUCUGGCCAAUCCAGACAAUGUCGUGCGCAACGACGGGUCGAGGGUGACAGUGGAGCACUUGCCCAACCCCGCGACUGAAGUUCUCGAAACGUUCAAGCUGUUCCUGGACCCCAAGAUGCUCCUCCUCUUCCCCCUCUUUGCCUACUCCAACUGGUUUUACAACUACCACACGUUCUUCAACUCGUCCAUUUUCAACAGUCGCACGGGCGGGUUUGCGUCGGCGUUCUACUGGGGCGCCCAGAUGCUUGGGGCGUACGUCAUCGGCGUGUACCUGGACCGCCCCGGCAACAAAAAGGCCAAAGCGCUGCAGUCCAUCCUCGUCUUGACUGUGCUCAUCUUUAUCAUGUGGGGCGUCGGGCUGUACGCGCAGCUCGACUUGGACUUGGGCCUGAAGGACAAGAAGAAGAACCUAGACUUGACCGACGGCCCGUUCGUGAUCAAGUUUCUGCUCUACUUUUUCUACGGAUUCAACGACUCGAUCUGCCAGAUCUGGGCGUAUUGGCUCAUGGGUCAGUUCUCCGACAACAUGGCGACCCUGGGCCGGUAUGCCGGCUACUACAAGGCCGUCCAGUCGGGCAUGGCGGCCGUGGCGUGGCGUCUGGGGGGCAUCCCCAUCACCCCUGUAGCCAACGUCAUCGUCAACUGGGUCCUCGCAACCGUUGGAAUCGUGGGGGCGUACCUGUCGGUCCGGAUUUACAUGGUCAACUCCCCCGCCUCUGGGGACUUCGAGGGCGCCGAGACCCCCGACCCAACAAAGAAAGAAACGGUGUCGCAGUAG